This is a messenger RNA of Mizuhopecten yessoensis (Yesso scallop), 4142 nucleotides long. RefSeq names its product arrestin domain-containing protein 2-like. The record is from RefSeq and is a predicted model, not a curated record. Gene Ontology annotation, biological process: protein transport. Lineage: Eukaryota; Metazoa; Mollusca; Bivalvia; Pectinida; Pectinidae. Bases 655 to 1908 code for a protein of 417 amino acids. Gene Ontology annotation, cellular component: cytoplasm. The transcript has 7 exons.
CUUCAUUAUAUGACUACCGAGCACUCCUACCUGUAGUUAGGGUACCAUAUUAUACAUGCUUAUAUGGCAUUUGACAGUAUGCAGGUCAAUUACACACAUACGACGUCUCUGUUAGAAUAUCUGCGAUCAGGAUCGCAAUGUUAAACACAUUUUUCACGUAAAAACUCAAGAUGGAUCUGGCAUAUCGGAUAUUUUACUGGGUUGAAUGGUUGGAUGGUUGCUGUGCCAAUGCACUUGAACGUUGACAGUUUUCAAGUUUUAGGAUAUGAUUCACAGCAGAUCGUCAGGUGCCUUAUCACGCUGGAAUAAAAUAUAACGCUUCUUACGGCUAUACAAUUUAAGCGGAACUUUUUCAGCAUCGGAAAUCACGAUUCAUGAAAAAUUUAAGGUGGAAUUGAGACUUAUGGGAUAUGUAACCUUGGGUGACUCAACACCGUACGACAACAUAUAUAACACAGUGGAUUGAGAAUGUUGAAGCGUAGGUUUUAGGUUGGCGCCCGUUUUCGUACAGGUUAUCUCAUGACAUUCCAGGAAACGAAUCAAUGAUUGGGCCAAGUCGAUGGUAACACAGAUCUAACAUUACUGUGAGCGUGGACAGUAUGACGAAACGAGCAUAAACCAUUGAAAGCACAAAAUGCGUAAACUUUUUUCAGGAUGGCGAAACUAAAGAGCUUUAAUGUAACUUUUACAAAUACCAAUGGAGUAUGUUUUGCCGGGAGAGAGCUUGGUGGAGCUAUUGUCCUGGACGUGGCAAGCAAAUAUAAGAUGAAAGAACUCCGUUUACGUUUCCGAGGCUACGCAUUGGUCCAUUGGACAGAACGCCACUCAAAUGGUCAAGGCAAGAGUAAGCGUACAGUGACCAAACAUUACUCUGGCGAGGAACUAUACUUUGACCAUACGGUCGUACUAUUUGCGUCCAGUGGUAAUCAGUACGAGACAAUCGCAGAAGGACAGCACAAAUUUCCGUUUGAGUUCCAGGUGCCUUCCUCGUGUCCAACGUCGUAUGAGGGCACGUGUGGACGCGUCAGGUACGAAGCUGUGGCUACAAUCGAAAGGAUGUUUGGUGUCGGUCAUUCUACAAUCAGUGGUUUCACCGUGAUAAGUCAUAUUGAUUUAAAUGAAGAUCCCCGUGUACGGGAGAGCACUACUGCGGAGAAUGAAAUGUCCCUGUGUUGUUUGUGCUGUAAGUCUGGACCUAUCGCUGCCUCUCUCUUUCUGGACAGUGUUGGCUUUGUUCCGGGGCAGGGGAUUCCUAUCCGAGCGGAAGUAUCCAAUGGUAGCAGAAGAAAGAUUGCGCAUAUGACAGCAUCACUUCAGAUGAUAGUCAAGUAUAACGCCGUAAAGAAGGUCCGAACUCACUGCAACAUCAUCGCCUCUAUCACAAAAAACGACUUCGCCUCGGCUGGUUCCAAAUUGGUCACAUGGUCGGGCGACAAGCUCGUGGUACCCGUUGUCCCUCCCUCUUUUGUGUCCGGCUGCCACAUCAUCGAUAUUAGUUAUGUUUUAGAGCUGAUAGUCAACCCUGCUGGACCUUCCUUUAACCUACCGGUUAAAAUGGAGGUUAUAGUUGGAACUAAACCUCUUAGGAUAUCUAACAUACCGCACUCCCAAAUACCGGACCCUAUUGGGAUCGAAGAAGAAAAAUAUUUGGAGAAAAACAGGGCACCUCCCUCCCAGAAGCGCAGAAGUCUUGAUCAUCCCAAUGCCGGAAAGUCCAUGGAUGAGUUAUGCACGAAAGACAAUGAGCCGGCCUCGACUUUCGAGGAGUGCAUUCUGGGAGCUGCGGAUCUUGUGGAUGAUGAAGAGUACGAGGAAAUUCCAGGCCCCGUGACUUUCACGCCCAUGUACCCACACUACAGCUUCACAGGCACUCAGUCACCAUUCGACUCUGGUCUAAAGAAACAGUGAUACAUUGUAUGCUACGACCACAAGAUCUUUAGACCGUUUUCUCUAUAUAAAAUAAAGAAAAUCGGUAAUACCGCACGUCACAUCCGGUUCAGUGUAGCAACUUUGCGUAGAAGCUUGCUGUACACUGGAGACCAGCAUUUCAGUUGUGUCCAGAAAAUCUGCAUUCGUAUUGUGAUAUUGAACAGAUAAUUUGAAAUAAUAAUAGUGUUAAUAAAUGGACAGCCAUAAUGUUUAGUCAAAGGCAUUAUUGUGAGGUCAUGUGUGUGAAUAUUUCACAAGUAGUUAAUACAAUAUCUUAAUUAAACCACCGGUAUAUAUAAAUAGAAUUGUACGCCACGAUGCGUUCAAGCGUGCAUACUCUAAAAGGAUUUAUUUCAGAUAUAAAGGAUCUUACAUGAGUGUUCAUGUCAUAUUGAAUUUAUUGUAAGAGUUUAAUAAAUUCAAUGUGAUAUGGACACGAAUGUAAGAUUAUAUUUAUCAUAUAACGGUAAUAGUUUCAAAAAUCCGAUCAUUGUAUUUGUUGUUCCGCGCUGUGCAGAGUAGUUCCAGAUUAAAAACACAAAAGUGAACAAUUUUAAAUACAAUGGAUUUAAAAAUAACAAAAUUUCCUUUCAAAUUGUCUAUAAUAAUCAGGAAAUGUAUCGUUUAUAUAGUGAAUUAAUGUAGUACAUGUAGUGGCGUAGAAAUAUGUUCCCAAAGUUUUGACCAAUCGUAAUACCUUAAGAUUUGAAUCACACGUGUGUAAUACCAUAUUUAUGACAUGGCCGUAUGACAUAAUAAAAUGGGUCAGUUAUAUGAUGAAAUGAUUUUAUGAUCCGAACAAACAAUGCAAUACGCAGUAGUAUACAUCUCUCUAUCAAACAAGGAUUUCAAGGUAAAUCAUUAUUAUUUUUCCAAUUAGCAGUUAUGCAAAACCGACCUUCGUGCACUGUGAUAUUCUAAAAGAAAUCGCCGAAGGGGAUAAGAAAAAAACACCAUUAGUUUGUAUCAUUAUAAGGGAUAUACAUACACUACAUGUAGAAAGAUUAACUAUCAGAUAUUAUAAAAUUCCAUUAAAAAAGAUAAUUAGCAUAUCUAUAGACGUUUUCAUUAUCUGCAAAACAUUGUCAUAUUAUAUGAUCAUAAUCAAAAUUGGCUUUGCCGUGGUAUAUAAUCAUAAUUUACGCCUUUUUCGUAAUCGUGUAUGGUUAUUAUCUACUUAAAUUUUGUCAUCGAUCCAUUUGAUAACGUCUACCUGUCUUGGCUCAACACAAGAUGUUAUCUGAUUAAACAAAAUGGCUGACUGUUUAUAGUUCGUACAUUUUAGGAACGUAUUAAAGUGUAGACAUGUACUCUGCUGUAGAGUGAAACCAUGACACUGCAUGUAUGCUAUUCGGAGAUAUGUUUUGAUAUCAUUUCUAAUGUAUCUGUACAUGCUCGAAAGCAAAGUAUCUCAUAAAGCUGCAUUGUAGGAACUGUAUUUGUUCACAUCUGCAUCAGGAGAUUUGACUGAGGUAGAAGAACAGGAAUCACGAUUGUCUGUAACAGGACUGGCACCGAAAUUGCUCAAGAAUGUAUGUGUAAACAUCUAGCUAUAAAAAGCUUUGUUCUGUUGGAUUCUUCUCAUCGAAUCAUCAAUAACUUGUUUAUAAUUUGAAAUUAAAGUCUACUUGUUAACAACUUUGUGUCUCGACAGUUACUCCCUCACUACAAAACACUGUGACAUUUACUUGUGGUAACAAUCGCUAACGGUUUGCAAAAGAGGCCAUACGAUGUUUAGAUGUUCAUCUGACGUCACAAAUAUCAUUCGUUUAUUUCGUUAAUUAAUAUACCUCACUAAGGUUAAAGCCCGUGGGAAAUGUAUCCAUAUGCACAAUGCACUCGUCGGUCUGAGACGUCAAAUGAGAGAAGCACUUAAGUGUGAGGCUGUUUGUACUGUCAGGGAUCAUUUAUUUACACAUAAAUGUUAUAAAUGUUAUUAAAUCAUUUUAAUCCUAUGCAUUGCACUAAUCAUAAUUAAUAUGCAUAUCUAUUAAGAGAGGAUUAGAAAAUGAUGACAAUCGGCUGAGAGCGUUACUACAUAGACAUUUGUAUUGACGUUAUCACACACCGAUGCAGUGUUUUCACCUCAGAAUAAAAUUUAUAAAUGAUACCCCGCUGUUCUUUAUUAUCAAUUAGAACUCCACGUUCAUCAAGAGAUAUUAUAUGCUCAUUGUUGUUAUCUUGGAUAAAAAUAUUUUGAGGCAAUAAACAAG